AUGUCAAGAAGACGAACAAGAAGUGAUACUCGCCUGGUUGGGAAUACGGCGGAGGUGGAGUCGGAGUCAGUUGCAAGGGGUCAUGAACCACCACCGCCCCCGCAGUAUGUGACGCAGAGUCAAUUCAGCGCUUUGGAAAACCAGUUGGCAGCAAUGAUGGUGCUUUUACAAGACCAGUCGCAGAGAACCACCAUCCCUCAUUUAAGCCCGACGGAAGUGACGAAUCAACAACCGCCUCAAGUGCCACCGGCGGUUGUCUCACCCACCUCUCAGCGGGGAGCGGGAGACGCUGGAGCCCCAAUGACCGGAGCUCAACAGCCCCCGCAAACCAUGGUAGACUUGGAACGAAAGAUGGAAGAAAUCAAGUCACAGAAGAUAGACGAUGCGUUGUCCAAAAGGAAGGAUAGGCGGAGACAGAUGGUUUUGGAGGAAGACCCGUUCGCCCCAGAAAUCAUGGCGGUCCCUUUGCCUAAAGGCUUCAAACAGCCCAUGAUUGAAGCCUAUGAUGGAGUCACGGACCCGCUUGACCAUCUACGAACCUUCGUGGAUCUGAUGAGACUUUAUGCCGUCCCGGACGCCGUGAUGUGCCGAUCCUUUCCCCCCACGCUCAGGAGGGAGGCUAGGGACUGGGUAGCAACCUUGGCCCCGCACUCCAUCAAGUCAUUUGAUGAGCUCUCCAGGAGCUUUGUGGCUUAUUUCCUAAGCAGUAAGAGGAAGAGGAAGACAACCAUUGGGUUGAUGCAGGUUGUACAGGACAAAGACGAGUCAUUACAGGAAUACUUAGUCAGGUUCAGCCGGGCGACUCUUGGCAUCAGAGACCUGCAAAUGUCCGCAGUGGUUACAGCCUUGAUGAAUGGAACGCGAAACCGGGCCUUUAAGAUGUCACUCUCCAAGAACCCCCCGGAGUCGAUGCAUGACCUAUUAAAGAAGGGAGACAAGUAUGUCGAUGCGGAGGAAGCGGAGAAGGUAACUAAAAAUCUCAGGGAUAGAAGGGAGACGGAAGCUAAUAAGCGAAAAACAUAUGACGAGCAAAAGCACAAUGAUAAAAAUAAGCAGAAGAGUGAACGCACGAGCAAGGGUUAUGUCCAAGAUCGAUCAGUCAGGCAAAAACGAGAGGAGGUCAAGACACCCACCCCUUUGAACAUUCCACGAACAAAGUUGUUGAUGGAGAUUCAGCAAAUGAAGGAGCUCGAAUGGCCCAAACCAAUGCUAACCCCUUCGGGCAAGAGAAAUCAAAGUAAAUACUGCCAUUUCCAUAGAGAUCACGGGCAUGAUACCGAAGAAUGCCUACAGUUAAAGGAAGAAAUUGAGAGCCUGCUGAGACGGGGGCUAUUGGCAAAGUAUGUGAAAAAUGAUAAGAGUAGGCAAAGGGUCGAAGGCAUACCCCCACCAAGAGCAGGAGUGAUAAACAUGAUCAUCGGAGGAGUAGCGUCGGGCGGCGACUCAAAUUUAGCUAGGAAGAGUUAUGCGCGUUCAUUAAGGGUCUGCUCUAUACAGAAAAAAGCAAGAUUCAACCAGAGUAUAACUUUCGAUGAAGAGGACUUGAUUGGUGUAACUCACCCCCAUGAUGACGCCUUAGUAAUAGUAGGCGAUAUUGCGGAUUUUGACGUGAAGAGGGUAUUAGUCGAUGGAGGGAGUGCGGGGAAUGUCCUCACCUGGGAUGCCUUGUUGGGUCUAAAAAUCCCUCAAGAAAGGUUGAAGGUGGUGACUACCCCCCUACAAGGCUUUGGAGGGGCAACGAUUAUACCGGAAGGGACUGUAAAGCUUUCAGUCACGCUUGGGACAUACCCAGCGACAGUGGUGAUCGUGACUAAUUUCUUGGUUGUCAAGACCCCCAUGGCUUACAACGCUAUCUACGGUCGGCCGUUGCUAAAUGCAACUGGUGCGGUCCUAUCGACAUACCAUCAAAUUAUGAAGUUCCCAACCAGCAGGGGGAUCGGGAGUGUGCGAGGAGACCAGCAUGCAUCAAGAAAGUGCUAUGUGGAUAGUAUACAAGCCGAAAGCCCACCAUCAGUCAUGAUGCUGGAUGUAGAACUCCCGAGGGAGCGGAUCGAGCCUCUUGAUAUGAUUGAAAAAAUUUUUAUUGACAAAGGAAAUGAGUUUCUUGAUAUCCCGGGGAUUAGCUCAACUGUCGCGCAGCACCGCCUCGGUGUCCAGCCAGGGGCUAAGCCAGUGAAGCAGAAAAAGAGAAACCUUGCCCCUGAGAGGCAGGCUGCGGCCAGAGCAGAGGUGGAAAAAUUGCUACAGGCGGGUUUUAUCCGAGAGGUGCAAUACCCUGAGUGGUUGGCAAAUGUUGUACUUGCGAAGAAGUCAAAUGGAAAAUGGCUCAUGUGUGUAGACUAUACUGGGUUGAACAAGGUAUGCCCAAAAGACUCAUACCCACUUCCCAGAAUAGAUCAACUGGUGGACGCAACGUCGGGUCAUGAAAGGCUCAGCUUUCUAGAUGCAUUUUCGGGGUAUCAUCAAAUUUCAAUGGCCGAGGCCGAUCAAGAGAAGACGUCAUUUAUCACGGACUUCGGCACGUACUGUUACACAGCCAUGCCAUUUGGCUUGAAAAACGCAGGAGCGACGUAUCAGAGGAUGGUGAACAAAGUCUUUCGUGGGCUAAUCGGGGAUGUCGUAGAAGUCUAUGUUGACGAUAUGGUGGUCAAGAGUGCCAGAGCCAAUGACCAUGUGGCCUGUUUGCAAAAGGUGUUUGACGUUGCCCGACAAAGCAGAUUAAGGUUCAAUCCAGAGAUGUGUGUUUUUGGUACCGCAGGUGGAAAAUUUCUAGGUUUCAUGAUCACGCAAAGGGGCAUCGAAGUGAACCCGGACAAAAUUCGGGCAAUCCUAGAAAUGAAAAGCCCCACCAGCAGGAAGGAGGUUCAGAGGCUGACGGGACGGGAAUGCGAAGAGUCUCUUAGGAACUUGAAGCAGUCAUUACAAGAGCCCCCGGUCUUGACCAGCCCAUCUCCUGGGGACGUGUUGUGUCUCUACUUUGUAGUAUCACCAAAGGCAGUCAGCGCGGUCCUGGUGAAAGAGUUCUCGAAAGCGCAGAAACCAGUCUACUAUGUGAGCCAAGUAUUGAGGGGUGCAGAAAUAAGAUACAGCCUGACUGAACAGCUGGUGUUUGCAUUAAUUGUCGCGGUCAGAAAAUUGAGGCCUUACUUUCAGUCUCACACGGUGCAAGUAAUGACUGACCAACCUAUCAAGCAGAUUCUAUAUCGGCCCGAGACCUCUGGGAGGUUGUUAAAAUGGGCCAUCGAGUUAAGCAAGUUUGAUAUCGAAUUCAGGCCAAGGACAGCUAUUAAGGCACAGGCUUCAGCAAACUUCAUCAUUGAGCUCACCACCCCGCCCGAGCUCCCACCAGGGGAGCAGGCAGAUUGGAAAAUUUUUGUCGAUGGAUCUUCAAAUGACGAAGGAUCCGGGGCGGGGAUCAUAAUGAUAGGUCCGAAUGAAGAAGAGUUGGAAUACUCACUGCAUUUUGAAUUCCCAGCAACAAAUAACGAGACCGAGUACGAAGCAGUAAUCACGGGUUUGGGAUUGGCAGCCAGACUCGGGGUAACCUCAGUGGAAGUUUGCAGCGACUCUCAGUUGAUAAUCGGGCAAGUGACGAGGGAAUUCGAAGCAAAGGACGGAAAGAUGGCUGCAUAUUUAAUGGAGGUCAAAAACUUGCAGAAGGGGUUCACUAAGUUUAAGAUAACUAAGGUCCCUCGAAAGGACAAUGAGCGAGCGGACGCGCUGGCUAAGCUCGCAUUAGUCAACCCCAGACGACUGUCUCGCACAGCCAGCGUGCAAAUUCUGCGACAACCUAGCAUCCAACACGUAAUCGAUGUUAUGAAUGUAGAAAAUGAGGAAAGUUGGAUAAACCCGCUGUUUGAGUAUCUCACAAAGAAUAAAUUGCCGAAGGAUGCUCUCACAGCCAGAAGGCUAAAAGUUCGGGCAGCCUCGUUUGCCAUCAUCGAUGGGCAACUCUACAAGCGAGGCUUCACAAUGCCAUAUUUGAAGUGUUUGCGACCGACAGAAGCACAGGAGGUGCUAGUCGAAGUACAUGCGGGAAUUUGUGGCAACCACCAAGGGGCGACUACGCUUGCGUUCAAAACGCUUCGACAAGAAUAUUAUUGGCCCAGAAUUAAGGAAGAUGCUAGAGAGUUGGUGAGAAAAUGCGAUGCAUGCCAACGCCAUGGAAAUCUGAUCCACAUUCCGGCCGAGCAACAGACGGCAGUUUUCGGGGUGUGUCCCUUCUUCCAAUGGGGGAUGGACAUCUUGGGACCUUUGCCCCUGUCAAAAGGACAAAGGAAGUUCUUGUUUGGUAUACCUCGGGUAAUCAUUACAGAUAAUGGAAAGCAAUUCGAUAAUCACAGUUUUAGAGCCUUUUGCACCAGCUACCACAUCGACCACAGGCUGACUUCAGUUGCUCACUCGCAGGCAAAUGGGCAAGCAGAAGUGACCAACCGAACCAUACUGUGGGAUUUGAAGACAAGAUUAGAAAAAGAAAAAGGACUUUGGGCUCAGGAGUUGCCCAAUGUACUAUGGGCAUAUCACACUACCCCCCGAGAGUCGACCGGGGAGACGCCAUUCAAACUGGCCUUUGGGAUGGAAGCCAUGGUUCCGGUUGAGAUCUUAAGCGAGACAGGAAGGAUGAAAGUCAAGCAACCCGACGACGCAGCAACUAGGGGAGAACUCGACCUCCUCGAAGGGGUAAGGGACAAGGCGGCGAUAAGAAUGGUGGCUUAUAAACGAAGAGCCGCUGAGUACUUCAACCGGAGAGUGAAGCCAACGGUCUUCCAGUCAGGAGAUCUCGUUCUAAGAGAUGCAGCAGCGGUAGGACACCCCCCACCAAAGCUUGGUCCAAACUGGGAAGGCCCGUACGAAGUAAUUCGCAGGCUGGGAAAGGGAGCUUACAGCUUGAAAGAUAUGCAAGGAAGGCCGCUAGGUAGACCAUGGAAUGCAGAACAUCUCAAAAAGUAUUACCAGUAG
Messenger RNA from Olea europaea var. sylvestris, 4959 nucleotides. RefSeq lists its product as uncharacterized. The record is from RefSeq and is a predicted model, not a curated record. Gene Ontology annotation, molecular function: nucleic acid binding; RNA-DNA hybrid ribonuclease activity. Gene Ontology annotation, biological process: DNA integration. NCBI's taxonomy places the organism in Eukaryota, Viridiplantae, Streptophyta, Magnoliopsida, Lamiales, Oleaceae. The transcript has 4 exons. The coding region runs from base 1 to 4959 and encodes 1652 amino acids.